AUGGAGCUGUACCUCAGCGCCUGCUCUAAGACCGCCAAUGUGGCCGCCAACAAGGCAGCCUCCAGCACCGUGGCUGAGGACAGUCAGCAAUGCGGAGAUGGCGCACACAAAACCCCAAUACCAGGGGUAGGAGCUGCUCAGCUCCUAGAUCUUCCUCUUGGGGUCAAGCUGCCUAUGAUCCCAGGAACUGAUACUGUAUAUUUUACUACGAAUAUCAGUGAAAAGCUUUUUCGACCUUCCUAUGGUUUUAACCUGAGUGAUCCUUACUGUCGACUUUUGGAAACCCAAUAUAAAAGUCUCCAUGAUCCACAUUUAAGAACGUACUAUAAGCGCAAAGAUAUUCUGAGGAGACUUAAGAAAGGUGGCUACAUCACCAGCAAUAACAAAAUUGUAUGUAGCUUGAGAGAGCUGAAUAAAUACCGCCAAUACCUGACCAGCCUAAAAUUAGACUUUGAACGAAACUAUUUAAGAGAACAGCAAUUGAUUUCAAAACAACUACAUAAACUGCAAGAAACCAGCCAACUUCCUCACUGUUCUGAUAUCACACGAUUCCAGAGCUGGUUGUUACAGGACAACACUCAGUCUAUUAAGGACCAAGAACGUUUGUUAAGGCACAGAUAUUUGGAUAUGAUAAGUAAAGAAUUAGAACAACUUGAGCGCACAGCAGAAGAACAACGCUUACUCCGCAUGGACAGAGAGGAGAGGCGUCAGCGGGAAUACACAAGAAAGAAACUUAGUCUGCGUAGAAAAAUUGAACAGGAAUGGAAGACAAAGGAGAUGAUGCUUCUCACAAAGAUCGGAGAAGAUGUUAAGAGAGAACAGAGGGUAGAAGAACAAAGGCGGAAAAGCCGAGAAGAGAGUGACAGAAAGAAACAAGCAAUGCUAGAGAAAAAAAUGGCUUAUCAUUUACAAAAAAUGCAGGAUACUGGCUUAAAAGAUGACAUGGGAAGAAAUGGAUUUGACUAUAAAGGACAAAAUGGAACUAUGUUUGAAUCUUCCUCAAAGAAGAAAAAGAAGCAGUUUGAUGAUAUAAAAAUAGUUUAUCCUGAAGGCGACCACAAAUCAUAUAAAGGAACAUCAGGACAAGUAUCAGCCACUGUUAAUCAGUCUCAGAGUAGUUCAAAGAAUGUUACAAAAAUGUCGGGAUCCUCAGUUGUUUAUCAGGCAGAAGUACAGAACAGCAGCUCAGAACAAAAGAGAAAUGGAGUAACGAAAAAAUUAAGUGAUGAAAGAGUUCCUGGAACUACAUCAGCUAGAGACUCAAUUAUUUCAGCUCAACAAUCACCCACAAAGAACGCUAGACUUUCACAGACAUCUUUGGUCCAUCAAAAAGAAGAGAAGGAGAUGCAAAGUAAUUGGAAUGAAAGACCAAGCAAGAAAUCAAGCUAUGCUGGUGACCCAGGAUCACAGGGUGGUGCUCCACCGCCCGGUAUCUUUUCUUCUCCUGUUUACUCAACUAUGCAACAAAAUCUACAACAUUGCUUGAAAGAUAAAGUAACUUCUGAAGAAUUAAAUAGCAUAAUCCAAAACAUAAUGACCUGGGUUGUAGCUACAGUAACCAGUAUAUUAUAUCCAGCUAUCACAAAAUAUGAAGAAAGAGUACAGAGUAAUACAUACCCAGUGUCUGAUGAUUCCGACCUUUCUUCAGAUAGUUCAAGCUUCUGUAGUACGUGUAGUGAAGGCUUUACAUACAGAAGCUACACAGCUAAAACAUUUCAAGCUGAUCCGUGUACAUUUGCCAGUGACAUGCCAGUGAAGAAACCACCUACACCUUUGAAACCUCCUUCUGCACAUGUGGAAAGAACAGUUAUUGGACAAACAUAUCAAAAAAAAGGACAAUCUAUAUCUUCACAAAUCAGUUACAACAAAACCAGCUUGGACUAUCCAUUUCCUAAGAUAGGAAGUAGUAAAUCAGAUAGCCACCUCUUAACAUCAUUAGAAACAUCCACUAAAAAAUCCAAAGACGCUACUACAGAAACAGAGAGUUUAGAGAUUCCGUUUCUAUAUGAUAAAAAAGCAAAAGCCAUGGAUCAGAUUAAAAACUUAAAGAAUGUCUUUGUAAACUUUAAAUGUCACUUGAAAGGAGAAACACAACUUAUUUUAGAGAGUAUUUUUCAAGAAAUAAUGUCUGACUUAAGCCAGGCCAUUCCUUCUCUCUCUUCUGUGACUGCUGAAGUUUUUGUCGAUCAGACUGAAGCUGAAAGAGAAGAGUUGCUCUCCAAUGUUGAUAUAUGCUCAGUAGCUUCAGAGAUUGUGGAAAACAUGCUUGAGAAGCUGGAGUCUGCUGUUGAGAAAAAAUGUGUACAGAUUUUUUCACAAGAAGACUUGUCAGUUGAUAUUAAACCCAGUUUAUCAACUAGUGGUGAAUAUUUUUCAUCUGUAGAAACAAAACCUUCAGAAGAUACAUUGAGUUAUACUUUGGAGCCAAUGUGUGAUGUUGCCGAUGAUAUGGUACAUUCCAUUUUGGAAAAAUUGAUGAUUCUUGCAUCUUAUAAGAAAAAUGAAGUUCCUCCAGAAGAUAUAACUAAACAUUUCCAACAAACUAAGACAGAGCCAGUAUAUAAAAUCCAUCAACAAACUGACCAAAAGAAAGUUAGCCCUGCAUCUGAUUCUGCUAAUAGGGUUCUGAAAGAAGAGAUACAAAACUUAAUAUCAAAUAUUUUUUCACAGUCCUCUCUGGUUGGUUACGUAGAAGAAGCAAUCAGCACUAUACUAGGCUAUGUCCAAACUGAACUCAAUAAUGAGAGACUUAUUGCAUCUGAAGAAACAGUAGUACUUCUUCAGCUGCUGGAUGAUGUCUUAACUCAGCUUCACCAGCAGCCAGUAAAAGCAGGUGCUAAAAAACAUAGACGACCUAGAGUAAGAAAUCUUUCUGACACUGAAGAAAAGUAUAGACUCGCUGGCACUAGAUCAUUUAAUAGUCUUAAAUCUAAACGACCAUUUCCACCUGUUAAUGUUCCUGGAAUGGUUCUUUAUUCUGAAGAUGAGGAUGAGGAAAUAGAUAACUUUGUGCAAAGUGUGCUUGAUUCAUCUUUCAAUGAUGAGAAAGCAAAAUCACAAGAGCAGAUUCACGACCAUUGGCCUAAAAAGAGAGAUACUUUUUAUGAAACCAAAAGAAGUAAUAAAUGGCCAACAAAAUCUACUUUUCAAAACAAAGUUGAAUCUCGUGACUGGGGAUUAAAGUUGGAGUUGUCUCUUAGUAGUGAAGACAUUGUGAAGACAAAGCACUGCUUGAAUAAUGAGACUUCCAUUUUCAGCCAAGAUCAAAAGUACCAAAUACAAAAGGCUUCAGAAAACAUAGUUAAACAUAUUUUAACGGAAAUGCUCAAGGAUAUGUCUUCUGAUUCAUCUAGUUAUUUGGGAAGCCAAACUGGCAAAGAAGCUUCUGCUUUUUCCUCUGAGAAAUCUCAAGGACUAUCAGAUCAAGAAUGGAUGGAACAGAUGUUCUCUGGGUCAGAAAUUUGUGCAUUUGCACAUGAAAUAACAGAUUCUGUGAUAAAUAUACUUCAUAGGGCCUCAACGUACAUUCCUAAUACCAUUAAAAAUGCCUUUACGUCAGUUCAUCACACUUGUAUAGAUCCUUUGGAUACUGUCCAUACAUCCAAAGAAACAUCAAGUAAAAUGCCAUUUAAAGUAUGGUUUGACAGUGAAAAGAAAAUGAAAUAUUUAUCUUCUCUCAACAUGGAACAUGAAAAGACUUCCCAGUUAAGAUCUGGAAAAUGUGAGCCUAAGCGUGUAAAUGAUAUUACUGAUAAGAUCAUUAAUACAAUUUUUAAAAGGCUGAAGCUAUUUGUUUGUCCAAAAUUGCAAAUAGGCAACAAAUCUUCACUGGUAGAAAAAUCAUUACAUUCUCAACUUAGUACUUACACAAUGAAAAUAGUCAACAUCGUUUUGCAUGCUAUACAAAGUGAACUAGAAAUCAACAAGGUAAACCCAAAUCUUAAAGAGACAGACCGCCCCAAGUACCAUAAAAACAAAGGGUUGUUCACUGAUUCCAAUAAAGUUGUAGAGUCCCAUGUCACCAGUGUCAAUGAUGACAUUAUGGAAAGUCCAUUAUUGACAUGUAUUUGUGAAAUGAUAUCAAGUACAAAUGAAGAUAAAAAAAGUACUUCAACCUGUACAGAUAAGGCAGCAUCUACAAAUAUAUGUGGGUCUGGCAAUGUUCAUAAACAAAAUAUUUUGUCAAAUAAACAGGAUAAAAAUUCUUUUCGCCAAUUGUUGGCUAAACCUUGCCUUCAGCACAGUUUUGCUGAUGAAAAGGAUUUCAAGGACAGUUCCAAAUUGGAGGUGUUAGAUCAAAUUGGGGAUACACUGCAUGAAAUGUUAACCAAACUCACAAGUGAUCACCCUGAUUCUCAGCCAUCUUGCAGUCAUCAAAACAUGGAAACCUUAGAUAAAGACCCUCCAACACUGUCUAACACUCAGAUCAUUUCCAAAGCAAUUCUGGAAUACGUCCUUGCAAAAUUAUGUGAUGUUGACGUAGAUACCAGCAUCAAAACUCCUGAAUUGAAAACUGUCUCCGAAUCACUUGACAUAGACAACCUAUCAUUUGCUUCAACCAUGGAGGAAAUGGCCAAAUGCACCAACAUAAUCUCUAACAUAAUUUCCAAAAUUAUGAAGGAUAAUAAUGAGGUGACCAAAAGCAAAGCAAAAAGUGAUCUUCCAAUGUGUUCCAAAGCAGAGAUCCCAGAAGAAAUGUGCCCCCAAAAACUGAAAAGUAUUGCUUCAGAUAUUCUCAACGUGGUUUUUGCUAAACUGGAACAUUUUGCAAGUGGAAGUAUAGAAAAUGGUAUUCUUAGUGAUGAAAAUAAAGAGCAUACAGCGGAUUGGGAAUCUGAAAGCAACAGUUCUCCUGCAGAUUCUCAUGAUAAAUCAUUGCAAUCCACUUUAUACAGUCAUGCAAAGAAGGUAUCAAAUGGUAUUUUGAAAGCCAUUCAAACAGAAUUAAAUAUAAACCCAUCUGAUUGUAAGAUAGAUAAAAAGAGAUCACCAGAAGAGACACAAAUGCUUACAAACAUUGUUGAUUUAAUUUUAGAUGUUGUAUCUUCAGAUAUUUUUGCUGACCCUGAAUCUGAGAACCAAGGCAAUGAAAAUUAUGGAUACCGACCAACUUAUGGAAAUUUUCUUCCUGGAGGAGCAGAAUCAGACUCAUUUCUAGAUGAUGACACACAAAAUAAAGAACUUAUUAGAGAUACAACAUCUUUCAGUGAGGAAACUAGAACCCUUUCUACUGACCAGAUGGUUCUAGAAAGAACCUUAAGCAAAAUUGAAGUGAAACUUAAAGAGCCACACAGAUCUCCAAUUGUCCCCAUUAUAAGAAAUAUUCUGAAUGAAAUUUUUCAAAGUGCUCUAAUCAAUCAAUUAAAUGUGGUUUCACUCUCACGCACUCAUUUUAGUGGAAUGCCUCACAAUGCUCCUGCAUCCUCUACUCAAACAUCUGCACAUUUUACGGAUCAAAUCAUGGGCCCUUUAGUAUCUGACACAGAUGUAAGUGUAGUGGUAAAUGAUGUUGUUAGGACAGUAUUUCACAAGCUUUAUUCAGCUGCCAUGACAGAAAAACAUGUAAGUGAAAACAGAUGCAAAACCAUCAUCUUUUCAGCCAAUGUUUCUUUCCGUGAGCAUACCUAUGGAGGAAAUGCCCCUGUCAGUGGGUUAAAUAGAAAUGCACAUGAUCUUCAGUCCAGCUGGAAUGUUGACAAGCAGACCAAAAUAAAUGUAGUUGAAGAUAUUGUGCAGGCAAUAUUAGAAAAUUUAGAAACUUUUGCUGCUUCCAAAGUAGAAUCACUCUUUUGUCCUCAAGUCAACUUCACAGUUCCAGUGACUUUGCCAGUACAUCAGGAAGAGGGAUCAUUAAGCCAAGCAUUAUCAGGCAAAGAUUCAUAUUCUGAUAAUCAACUUCCCUGUUGUUCAGUGAAUCAUAGUAAUCCAGAACAGGUGGACUCAUGGUGUCAAAUGUCUUUGUCCAAAUUAAAUAUUUAUGCAAAAGAAGUAGCUAGGAAAAUUUUACAAGGUAUCAAACAUGAGUUAGAUAAAGAACAAGAAAGUCCUCUCUUGACAAAUAACAUUGUGGUUUCUGAGAAUAUUGCAAGUCAGGUUGUUAACACAGUGCUUGAUAUUGUGUCAUGCAAAAGCAAGUCUGACAAAAACAGUUCUGACAAAGAGAAUUAUUCAGAUCAACAAGUUGGCAUUUUUGAAAGGCUAGUCAAUAAAACAGAAUAUCGAAAAAUACUUGAGUUUCAAAUUCAAGAUACCAUUGAAGGCAUCUUAUGUGAUAUUUACGAAAACAUUGUGUAUCAGAAUAAUCUCUCAUUUGCCACACCUACCCUGAAAUUUGACAUACCUGCAAAACACUCAGAAGCAAAUUUUGAGCCAGUAGUUAUUGGUACAAAUAUUAUACCUAAAGUCUCAGUUCCUAAAGCAGAUGUCAUUUUGGUGUCCAAAGAUAUAGUGGAUAUUGUGCUUCAUAACCUUACAAGUUUGGUCAUGCUUGCCAUAAAUGCAAAGGACUCAGCUUCUACAAGACUGACCAUCUAUGAUAUUUUUCCAAAACCACAGUGCCAACAGCCUCUUUCUAUAACACAAAGAACGGAAGGAAAACCAGGGCAUUUUUUACAUUCAAAAGAUAAGAAUUUAGGUUAUCCUGAUAUUUAUCAGAUGCCUGUAAAUGGCAAAGAAGACACCAAGGAACCUGCGCCUGACCCAUGUGAGGAAAACGUAAACUACAUUACUGAAACUAUUUUCAAUCGGUUACAGUCUUUUGCCAUAGAGAGAAUAAACUCACUAAUGACUCUUGCCUUUCAGUCUAAAGGAAAUGCAUUUGUUAGCCCACAAUUUGAAAAUGGUAAAGAUGACAACUGCGUUUUUCAUGAACCAGGCCAAGCUGAGUCUGAUGUGAAUGUCCUAAAAUUAUCAACAACUAAAACAGUCUCUAGCCAAGACCUUGCAGAACCCAUUCUUGCCAGCUGCAGAGAAAAUUUUAGAACUACAAUCCAUUUAUCACAAACUAGUCUUAAGGGCUAUGCUGCCUUCAUUGCCAGUACUAUUCUGAAGCUUAUCAAAAAUGAUUUAGAAUUAGAAAUACAUAGUGUACAAACAUAUUCAAACCACGUUUUAUUUCAAAAGAAUAUGAUUGUGAGUGAAAUUGUUAAUAGUAUCUUAAAGAUUUUGCACAAUAAAGAAUCUGUAAAGGAAAUUUUUUUAUCCUCACCAGAGAACUCUAGCUGUUCACAGCUAACCAUAUCAAAUGAAGCUUUGCUGGGGUACAAAGAUAAGGAAAAAGCUACUGCAUCACCACAGUUUACAAAUAACUCCUUAGAAGAAAACCAAAUAAUAACAGUGGAAAAGGAAAGCCAGAGAGAUGUUUUGGAAGAAAUAUUUAUGAGAAAAGGAGAAUCAAAACCAAGAGAAAAAACUGAAAUUCUCAAGACAGUGGAAGAGGUUUUGAAGAAGCUGAGUCAGAGGAUAAUGGAAAUCAUAGGUCACAUAGCCCCAUAUAAUGAAAUUCCAUAUAUAGUGUCUAAGUCUAAAAGUAAAACAGCAGCCACAACACAGAAGAAAUUCUUUCAGUCACAUAUUAACAAUGUAUCAAGUGAUAUACUUGAAAAUGUUUUGGGAGAGAUGCACUCUGUGGUUGUAACAUCCUUGUACAAAAAAAAUAAAAGCAGGAGAGAGGGAGAAAUGCAUGACAGCAGUGAUAGUUCAUCAGAAAAAUCGCCAGGCUUUAGAGAAACUAAGCCAGCAAGAAAAAGAAGUAGUCCCUUAAGACUAGGGGUACCACAGAUGCAUCCUUAUGCUGACAAUUUAAACGCUCUUGUGUUAGAAAACACCUUUUUACCAUACUCACCAUUGCAAAUUGGAAAAUAUUUAGUUCAAAUAGUUCUUGAUAAGUUAUCAAAUUUUGUCUCCCUACAUCUAGAGGAGGGAUAUCCACCUGAAGGUAGUUAUGAUGACUUGUACCUUCUUAGACUACAUAAUUCUAAACUCAGCCCAAAGAACAGCCCGAGGCCAGGAUGUAAAACAAGUUUAAAAAUGAGAUCAAAAAUCACCUCUCUCUCUAAAUUUAAAACAAAACCACAUCUUGGUAUUAGUGCUACUAAGACCAAAAGCAAGAGCAAGUUAUCUACUGGAGAAAAGACUCCAAGAGAGAACAGAUCCAAAACCGCCCUUGGGCUGCCGCAGACUUCACAAGCAGAAGAUGCCAAAACCACACUGAAAACAAAAUUACCAGUUGCAGAAUUAAGAGUAUAUGCCACGAAUAUAAUAACUGACAUUUUAGAAGUAAUUAUGAGCGGACUUGAGAAAGCAGCACAACACAGAGCCAUGUUUAACACUAAAGUCUUGCAAUCUAGUCAAAUCCUUGAAGCGAGUAAAAUUGUUAAUGCAGUGUUACAAGAGCUGUAUGUUACAAACAAUCAGAACUUGGCUUCUCCAAUUAACAUUUCAAAUCUGAGUGAUCAUCGCCUAUCCAAGCAGAAUCUGGGUGCAGGUUACCCUACGGAGCAACCAUGUUUUUACUUAGAAAAUGUUUCCUCGCAGUUAGAACAGAUUUUUCCUAAAGAAGGUAUAUUGAAAAAAAUGUUUGACAAAUGGCAAACAGAAACAAGUGAUACAGAAACUGAAAAGUCUAAACUUUUAACCAUAGCUGAAAACAUUUUAACUGAAAUUUCAAUUAAAGCCAAAGAUUUAGAAUAUUCACUUUCACUUUUAAAUUUGCCACCUCUUGAAGAGUGUGAAAACAGAUUCUACGACCACUUUAAAGGUGUCUCUACUAGAGCUGAGGACACAAAAGCGCAGAUCAAUAUGUUUGGACGGGAAAUUGUCGAAAUGCUCUUUGAAAAAUUACAAUUGUGCUUCUUGUCUCAGAUGCCUACUCAGGACAGUAACGGAGUUCUCACAAGUAGGAAAGAACAUGUUGCUGCGAAAAGCAAGCCGGGUUUUCCAACCAAGCACAUCCUUAGUGGCAUACAGACCUGCAACAUGAAGAUGAAGGACCACGUGUUUACGAGCUCUAGCAACCAAAUUGUGCAUGAGAUCGUAGAAAGAGUCUUAAACAUGUUAGAGUCAUUUGUGGACUUAAAGUUUAAGCAUAUCUCUAAAUAUGAGUUUUCUGAAAUAGUGAAAAUGCCAAUAGACAAUCUCUUUCAAGUGCAACAAAGACAAUUAAGCAAAAAGAUGCUGCCAAAAUUACCGUUUAGAAAGUUUGAUGAUGAGUCCAAGUCAAGCACUAUUAUAUCCAAAGAAAAUGUACAGAAUACACUCUUACAGGUCCAUUUAUUCCAUUCAGAAUUACUAACAUAUUCUGUCACUACUGUCAGUGGCAUGCUUGGAAUAAUCAAGAAUAAACUAGACAAAGAAAUAAGCCAAAUGGAACCAUCUCCAGUUAGCAUAUUGAAAGAGAAUAUUGCUGCAAGUGAGAUCAUUGGUACACUGAUAGACCAAUGCUCCCAUUUCGGUGAGUCUUUGAUCAAAAACCUUCCUACUAAAAAUUGGUUCAAUGGAACUGAGAAUGUUUACAUUGUUAAUCCGGUUGAAUUUGCACCUCCUGUGAAAAUGCCUCUUUUAAACACGAGUGAGAGUACUGGGAGGAGUCAUAGUCCACAAAGGAGUAUAUCUGGCGUGGGGCUUACUUCAGAGGAUGAUACGAGAGAAAAGCAUAGCAUUGCAUCUAAUUCAUCUUCACACAUCAGUUCCUGUAUAGAAAACACAAAUAAAAACUCAGAGCCCACAGAGAGGUCCAGUUCAAAAGAGAUGCCAUCAUGUUCUAGAUACAAAGCACAAGACCAUGGCUGGAGGAAACCAAACUUUGGACCAGUUGAGGAAGUUUCAAAAGCUCACAGCUUUAUCCCCGAAGGGAGUAUGUUACAAAAAUUGUAUAAGAAAGUAAAUGAUUCCACAGAAGAAUCACUAAAACAAGUCUUAUCAUUUAUAGAAAUGGGGAAAGGUGAAAAUCCAAGGGUUUUUCAUUAUGAGACCACCAAAUCAGCUGAGCCAAAUGAAAUUAAGACAACUGCUUCCCCACUCAAAAUAUGUUUAGCUGCAGAAAAUAUUGUAAACACAGUACUGUCAAGUUAUGGCUUUCCCCAUCAAGCAAACACUAAUGAAAGCACAGAGACCAUGAAACCAUUUUUUAUGUCAAGGCAAAAUCCUUCAUCUGACGUAUGUGAAAGACAAAAAGAUACAGAGAAAACUUUGCUCAGAACAUGGAGUAGCCGAACGACCCUCAUGCAGGAGGAGGAAAGUGGAGGUCCUGAAGCCUGCCAAGAGGAUUUUUCUUUAUUACACAAAUGGAAAAAUAAAAACCCCAAAACGACAACAGAGACUUUGGAGGAAACCAACACUAUUGCUUUUGCUGAUCAUGAACUUGGUCCAAAUGAAAUGCAUUUGGUUGCAAGACAUGUUACAGCGUCUGUAAUCACACAUUUGAAGAACUUCAAAACUGCAGUUUCUACUGAGAAGUUUUCUCAUGUAUCUUCACACUCAAAGAAAAAUGAUGAUACAAAGCAGCCUCUAAAAAGCAUUUACAGUAAUUCUUCAGUUUAUCAGUUUUGUGUACAUCUCUCUGAAGCAGUUAUCUGUUACCUAAUUUCAAACAUUUCUGAUGGCACCAAAGAAGGCAGCAAAGAGAAAGCAUGGGAAAUCCAUGAUGCAGUAUUUGACAAAAAUAUCUUAAUUCACUCUCAACUGUAUAAAACCAGGUCUAUUUCCAUUGGAGAUCUUGCUUUAAGGAUUUUUAAAGUUAUUAUUGAAGUUCUUUCUAAUGGAAACAUGAUAAAUCCUGAUAAGACACACCAGGCUUCCAUAAAAGCAAAGUAUAUAUUCUGCCCAGGAGUGACUUCUUCUGACUUUGAUGAUAUCUUUCAAGAUCUCCUAAAAGGAGUGAUCUUUGUAUUGUCCAAAGUACUAGGACUAAAUCAUUUUGAAAUUAAUGUAAGAAACAAAUCAUAUCCCACACUUAAAAACAACUUGCCCAUUUUCAACAAAGUCAAUACCAUGGAAAAUCAGUUAGGCCCCAGGGAGUUAGAAUCAUCUCCUCACCCCACUGAUCACCUUGCUCAAAAAAAUAAAUUAAACUACCUGGCACGUAGGUUAAACAAUCUGGUUGGCAGCCUAAGAUCUCAUGAAUCCAAAGAAGUCGUCAAUGAAGUCUUCAAUAUUGUUUUAGAUUUAUUUUUACCAGAUGAGCUCCCUGAUGGGGAUAUGAGUUCUGGUAAACUAGCAAGAACAUUUUCCUCCUUAAAUAAUCGACAAAGUAAUAGAACCCUUACAAACAACCUAGGGCUUUCCCCCAAAUCAAUUUUUCUUCUCAAUAUUGUGUGUGAGAAACUUAUUCGAACACUUCUAGAAAAGUGCACGGGGGGCACCGCAUUUUUUGAGGAUAGUUCACUUUUUCGUGAAGUACCAGAAGAACGGCAUCAUGUCAAAGUUCUUCCAAGUGUUCAAGGUGGAGGUUUUGAUUAUCGUAAGGCACCAAUGGACUGUGAACAAUUUCAAGGAGAUUACAUGUCAGACCUGUUGGAAAAUCUGGCAGACAUUGAUCAAGAUUUAUUAUCAUCAGACUGUAUUCUUAAUGUUAUUUCCCACAGCUUGGUUAAAUCUCUGAUGGACAAGCUAUCUCAUGGUUUACAGCAAGCUCCUUUUGAACCCAAAUACAGGAACUAUAGAACAAGAGAAAUACAGCCUUUUAUUCCAAAAGCAAAAAGGCAAGAAUUAUUUGAACCAGAACACACUAAAGCCCAUGUAGACUUCAUGAGCUAUGACAAUAACUUUUUAACCAAGUCCUUGAAUAACACCAAUGCAACUAGCUUUAAAACACACACACGAUUUGGCAAACAACAUGCAGGAAAAUCUGUCUCUUUGUCAUUUCCUGACAGAAAAGAAUCAAGGGGAAUCAACACAGUGUCCUUUCAUAAGCUAUGUCAAAGAGGUGCAAAUGGUGGAGUUUUUUCAGCCACAUUUUUAGAGGAGAUAAUCUCAGAAUUAUUUUUUAAUUUGUCUACAUCGCUGUGGAGGAAAAAUCUAAACAUCACUGAAGCCUGGCUUAAUGAGAUAAAUACAUUACUUAUCAACAAUGUAGUGAAAAAGUUAAAUAAUGCUCAAAUUACUGUUCUAAGGUAUCCUGAAGAGAGAUUAUAUUUUCCAUCAGCCCAUAAAGGAUGUAUUACUAAGAUUGUUGAUUCCAUUUUUUAUGAUGUUUUACAACAAUAUGAAUUUACGGUAACCUGUGGUAGUAAUCUACCUUAUGAUAAUACUCCAGUAGCUGAACGAAUAUCUAAUAGCAUAUUGUUAGAGAUUAUAGACUAUCAGCUUCCAUCUUGCUUCAAAGGAAAGCUCAGAUCAAAUUUAUAUCAUACUCUCAAUGCUGAAAUCAUACUGUAUAAACUUCAAAAUAGUUUAAAAAAAUUUAACUCUGAACCCAUGUCUUCAAAAGGUUAUAGUACCAUGUUACCACACUCAUUUUUAGAGUAUGUUAUCAGAAGACUCUUAGCUCAGCUUAUUCCCUUGCCUAUUAAGUCUUCAUCUUUAGAAAAAAAGUAUUUGACGAGUUCAGAUUUUAAUGAAAUGUCCAACUGUAUAACAAAUAAGGUUAUGUCAGCCAUUUCAAAACAUAAAAUCUGGUUCACCAUCUAUGAUAAUCAGUGUCUGCAUACAGAUAAAAAUCUCCAAAAGAUGGUAGAUUCUGUUUACAGUAAUAUUUUGCAAAUGUCUGAUUCUCUUGAUUUAAUACAGAAAAAUAUAGUUGGUCGAAGUCCAAUUAUGAUUGACCAAAUAGCCAGUUUUAUUAUCCAAGAGAUUAUUGAAAACCAUCUUCAACCAUUUUUGUGUGGAGAGACUUUAUCUCGCCCCAAAACUCCACUAGAUGAGGUAUCUUACAUGGUCAAACAAGUUCUCAAUGAAGUCGUAGAGUCUCACAAGUCCCAGAAGCCAUCACCUUUAGGCAUUUACCCUGAUAAGUUUGUAGGAGAGGUUGUCACCAGAGUUUUAUCACAGAUUUUUAGUCCUAAGCCAAUUACUAAUGUUGAGCUGGAAAAUAUGACUCAAAAAAUAGUAAGUUCAGUGAAUAACCAUUUAGACAAAGCUAAGAUUCCAAUUCUAUGUGAUAAGCAACCAUCCUUUCCCUUUAGUAAUACAGAUCUUGUAGAUGAACUUGUCACCUCAGUAUAUAGGAAUGUUUUGAAGCAGCAUGGACUAGAUCCUGACAUUGAUGAAUCUGAAAAUGGUGAAGUUUUUGUGGAAAAUAUUACUAAAUUAAUCACAGCCGCUAUUUCAGACUACCUUCUUCACCCCCUGUUUUCUGGUGAUUUGUCAGCUGCCUCUUGUUCUAAUUCGAUGACUGAUCAUACUGCUUAUGACAUUCUUUGUGAUAUCAAUAAAUCUAGUAAGCUAAACCAGACCUUACCUCUGUAUAAUACAUUACUACCAUAUACAUUUUUAGAAGAUAUGAUCAGAGUACUAUUAUCUAAAUUUUUUCCUUCUUCCCCUAAAAUUGAUUCAUACAAAGCAACUUCAAAAGAUAAAGAAGGAGUAAACUUUAAUGAAAUUGCUUCCAAUCUGAUCACUGAUAUUAGGAGAAAAAUUUCCCAACAUGAAAUUAGAUUUUCAAAAGAUGAAGAGAAAACCAAGACCUUUUAUUCAGAAAAUGAUAUUCAGCAUCUUGUUGAUGCAGUUUUCACAAAUAUUUUAGAAAACUCCGGUUCUCCAGAAUUAGUGGAAGAAAAUAUCACAAAAAGUAAUGAUGUUUUCAUUGAUCAAAUAGCAGGUUUUAUUAUUAAAUAUAUUUGUGAACACCAUCUUCAGCCAUUUGUGGAAAGAAAGCAAUUAUCUACUUCAUCGUACAAAUAUUUUGAUGAUGAUAGGCAGGAGUUAUUUUAUGGUAGUGCUUAUUCCUCAACAUUUUUGGAAGAUGUAGUCUCUGGAGUAGUGAGCAAAAUAUUUCACAGGGUGGUUGGCAUUGUACAAGUGGACUCAACAAGAAACUCAGAAAAUGUCUUGUUUGAUAAAGCUGAAAACCUCAUAUACUGGAUAACAGAGGAAUUUUCAAAAGCUCAGGUUACUACUAUAGAGAAUGCUGAAGAACAGUUGAGUUUGUCCCCAAUAGGAGGAGAUAUACUCAAAAAAAUUAUUGACACUGUGUACAGCAAUGUUUUAGAAGAAUAUGAAAUGGAAAUCAUGCCUGAUAAAGAUUUUCUAAGUGAUACAAAGGCAUUGGCUGCUCAGAUAACCAAAAUCAUUCUGACUGAAAUUUCUUAUUUCCAAAUUCCACCAGAUCUUGUAGCAGAUCUUCCUUUACACCUACAUUCCAAACUUAGUCAAAAUGUCUUGGUGAAUAGAGUCCAUUACGACAUUAGUAAGUCAAGAUUCCGAAGACAGGCUUCAACAAUGUACACUACCAUGCUCUCACAUGUUCACUUAGAGAAAAUAGUCACUCAGAUUAUGUCUCAGAUAAAUCCAUCAGAUUCCAGUGUAGAGCAUUAUGACACUUCUCAAUCAGACUUAAAUAACACAGUCAUAAAACUGAUUAAUGAAAUCAUGUCAAUAAUUUCAAAACAUGCAAUAUGUAUUGUAAAACAUGGAAAUGAAAAACAGAGUAUGAUUUCAGAGAAGGACAUACAGUCGAUGGUCGAUUCCAUCUAUGCUGAUCUUUCCCAUUCAAAUCUGUACCAGUCUCUUACAAAAGAUAAAAAGGGCCUAAGUAGCAUACCAGUUUCAAAAAUUGCAAGUUUUAUAAUAAAGGAAAUCUUCAAUCAUCAUCUAGAGUCAUUCUUAUCAGGUGAUAAAAGUAUUCUUUCAGCUUCAGUGGCUCAAACCUGCAAGAAGAAAGCAACAACAAGCACUAAGCAAAGAGAGUUGUCAUUCAUUGUAAACUCAGCUGUCUUUUUGGAAGAAGUAAUUACUGAGCUUUUAUGCAAAAUUCUUCAGACAUUUAUACAGGAUUCCUUGAGUACUGAAACCCCAGAGACAGCAAUAGCAAAAAUAAUGGACAUUGUUACAACAUUAGUAAAAUCAAUUGUUUUUGAGUUCACUACAUCUGAGAUUUUAGUUGCAGAACAUUUGGAUGAGAGUCUAUGGUUUUCAGAGACAUAUAAAGAAAUGGUUCAAAAAACAGUCCACUCCGUUUAUGGAAAUCUAUUUGAUGAAUGUAGAUCUCUGACUCAACUACACAGGGCUCUAGAAAAUGACACUUCAUGUUUCGGAGGGAAAAUAUAUCAUUUUCUAUUGGAAGAAAUGUAUGAUUAUCAGGUGCAGUCAUUAGUUUCAGGAGAAUUAAUGCCUUCUUGCUAUUCUUCACCUCAAGCUGCAAAUAUCAUCAAAAAUGUGCUCAAUGUCAUCUUGAAGGAUACCAAUGCAUUACCAUCAUGUAUUACAGUACUCCCUUGUUCUCUGAUAGAAAACAUGAUUUACAAGCUUUUAGAAAACAUCUUUCCUUCAGAUGACACUGAAAAUGAACUAAAGAAGGCAGAGGCUGGGCCAGACGAUGUUGAUGAGUUCAUGGCUGCAGCUUCCAAAUUGACUGAUGAAAUUAUACAAGAAAUUUCUGAACAUGAGAUAAGGUUUGCCACUGCAGAGGAUACAGCCACUAUGAUAUAUGAAACAACUGAGAAUUUCAUUGACUCUGUAUGUAAAAAUAUUUUGAAGAAACCUGAAUUCCAAGCAGACGUACAGAAAGAUGCACACAAAAAGGGAGGUUCAUUUCUCAGUAAAAUAGCUGGCUCAAUUAUUAAAGAAAUCAUGGAUCAUCAUUUGCAGUUAUUUUUAUAUGGUGAAGACUCAUCUUCUAAAGGUGGUGCUUCUUCUGUUGUUGCUAAAUCUGGGAAAGAAAAGGCACCAUCCUCUCUAUUUUCAGCUGCAUUUUUAGAGGAUGUAAUUGUUGACCUUGCUCACAAAUUUUGUUCUUUCUCAACUCUUACUGGAGAUGCCAGGAAAAAGGAUAUGCCAGAGUCGGAAAUUGUAAGCUUAGCUAUUAAGUUUGCAAACUCUCUCAUACGAGAUUUUAGAAAAAGUGGAAUUAAAGUAUUACCACAUGCUGAAGAAAUAUUUUCUUUCCCACCAAUUGCAAAGGAGACAAUUGAUGAGAUAUCUAAUUUUGUCUAUGAUCAGUUUAUAGGGAAAUUUGGAGCUGAUGGUAUUCAGAAGGAUGGCACUGGCAACAUUGUUAUAGAAAUGAUUUCUUCAUUAGCACAAAAGGCAAUCUCUACAUUCAAGAUUCAGCCACUAUUUUCAGGAGACUGGUGUUCAACUUUCUUUUCACUUCUAGAUCCAGAAAAUAUCUCCCAAAGGGUUCAACUCCUCCCACAAAAGACCUCCAUGCAGAUUAGUGGCUCCUUAAAACAGAACCAGCUUGCUCUAUCUAAAGACACAUCAAUUAAAAAAGAUGAUAUCCAAGAUCCAAUACUUAACUCUAUAGCUACCAUUAUGAAAAGUAAUAUCAUCGAUCUCCUGUCAGGACCAAGUCCAGGUGUCACAGAUGCAAAGAAAGAAGAAGAUGAAAGCAAAGUCAAACCUGCCACUGAAGACACCACCUCACCAGAUACGUCUCCACCCACCAGUAUGAAAAGCAAAGGUACUCAGGUGAAAUAUUUGAGGGACAAAUGUAAAAGUAGUGAAACUGGGAAGGAGAACUUAGUACUAGUCAAUGAGCAGGGGCAGAUUCUUGAAAUAUUCACCCAUUAUGCAGUUGCUACAACUGUUGAAAACAGUCCUGAGAAGGAGGUACUUAGAACAGAUUUCAAAAUACAAAAUGAAAAGAAGAUUGAUGUCAGUAAAAGUUCAGUAAAAACAGAUGACAAGCCCAAAAGAAAGAACAAAGAGACCAUGACAGAAAAAAAUGUACUAAUACCCCAACAGCCAGUCAAGGAAGAAAGGAGACAGUCUGUAGCGGCAACUGACAUAGAGGAAGAAUCGUACUCAGAAAUUGAACGUGUUGAAAAUGUCAUUGAAAAUAUUUAUGACAAUGUUUUUAUAAUAUCUUCUCAAGACCCAUUGGAUUUUGCCAGACCAAUAUACAGCAGAAGCCGCAUAAGUGAUAAAGCAUUGGUUAUACUUCAAGAUUCUGCACAGCAUGUUACAACAAAGGAUUUAUCCUCAUCAGUUCACAAAAAAGACAUCACUACUAAAGAGAAACCAAGUGAAGAAACAAAAACUAAAAGUAGAAGAGAGGAGAGUGAGACCAAAAGAUUGAAAGACAUUAAAAGUAAGCCUAGUACUACAGAGCAUCCUAAGUCCUCAUCAGAAAGUCAACCUAAAAUUGUUCCUGCCAAGUUUCUAGAAGAUGUGAUCACUGAACUGGUGAACAAACUAGUAUUUACAUCUUUACCAGAAACAGAAAAGUGUGAUAAGACUACAGACACAAAUGAUCGAAAGCCAGGUGAACUUUAUGACACAGCGAUGAGACUUGUCGAUUCAAUGAUGAAGGAGUUUUCAGAUGCAGAAAUUAAAGUUUUUAGGCCAGAUAAAGAAAAUGAGGCACUCUCACAAGCAGCCAAAGAGUCAGCUCAUACAGCGCCUCCUGAGGUUAAAGAAACAACUAUAAAAAAGCCAUCAUCCAGCACGAAUAUUAAAAAUGAAGAUAAAAUGACACAGGUGCAGAAAACACCAGAACAGUCCUUUUCUGAGAAGUUGCCUUCCAUAGAGAGAAUACCAUCAAUUGAAAAAUCAAUAGUCAAUAAAAUUGUUCACUCUUGUGUUUGCAAUGUUUUAAAGGAGUGUAAAUCUCAAGAGUCUAUUUGCGAAAACAUCAACAGUAAUGGGGAGAUUCUAGCAAAAAGGCUAACUAGUACAGUGAUAAAUGAAAUUUUUCAGCAUCAGCUUAACUUGAUAUUUUCUGAUGAGGUACCAGCUUCAGCAUGUGUGCCUCUGGAAUCAAAAGAUGUGGAGAAGAAGGUCCAAAAUGUGGUGCAGUCAGUCAGUAAAGAAUGUCAGACCUCAUCUCCCUAUACCAUACAGUUGCCUUACAAAUUUUUAGAGGAUGUGACUUCUGGUCUUUUAGCAAAAGUCUUUUCAAAACUAUCCAAUGUCAAAACAAAACUAACUCCAGAAAAUGUGUUGACACAACUUGACUUCCUUCAAAUGAAUUUAGUAAAAACAAUUGCAGCAGAGAUUUCCAAAAAUGAAGAUUUGAUUAUACAGUAUGUAGAAGCCUUGCAACCAAAUGAUGAUGAAAUUGUUCAACCGGUUGUUCAGACAAUUUAUAAUAAUCUUUUGCCACAGUUUGGAUCACAGGAAAUCUUACAAAAAUGUAUAAUUAGUGGAUGUAAACUCCUUUCAAAAACCAUAGUUGACUUAGUUCUACGGGAAGUGACUGGCAACCAGUUGCAGAACUAUUUUGGUGGUGAGCUGACUCCGAAUCAGUGUGCGGAGGUCGACAAUGUUGUUGAAAAUAUCCUCACCAGUGUUAUCUUAACUACUCCCUCACAGUCAUCAACUCCUCGUAAACUAUCUUAUAACAUAAUAGAAACAAUUGCUGUAAAGUUCUUAUCAAAGCUUUUAUCUGUAUUUCCAAAAGGCCCUCCAGAAAGAACUAAAUCUCAAGAAACUGAAAUGCGAAAAAUAACCUCAAAAAUAUUAAAUUCAAUCCAAGAAUUUUUCUCCAAGAGUAAAAUCAAAGUUGUACAACCUGCUAAGGAAUCAGAAGCUGUGCCUUCAGCUGACAAGGCAACUAUUGACAAAGUAGUUAAUUCUGUUUAUGGCAACGUUUUGAAACACUCUGGCUCCCCUACAUCUGUAUUUGAAGAUUUAAUGGGAAAGAGUGAUGUCCUUUCUGACAUAAUAGGUUUUUCAAUGGUAAAGGAGAUUUCCAAUUCUGAAUUUCAACCUCAAGCAGAAGAGGAACUUUCAAGUUCAGAGUUAGCUCUAGAAGCUGUCAAGAUUAUGGAAAAGGUGGUGAAAAUUAUUGAUGAACUUAAGACCCAGGAAAAACCCGCAUCCAUUAAGGAUGUAAUGUUAGACUCCAGAGUUUUAGAGGAAGCUUUGGCCUUGUUCUUGGCUAAAUUAGUAAAUACACCUGGUCCUGCAAGCAAAGACACAAACAGUUUAACAAAGCCUGAGUUAAAUAAAAUUGCAUCACAGUUGACAAAAUCUGUAACAGCUGAAAUUUCCAAAAGUAACAUUAGUCUUGUGGAUUCGAAUCAUGAAGAACAAUCUUUAGACCAAGAAAACAUUGAAGUGAUUUCUCGGGUUGUUGAGUCUGUUUACAGUAAUAUAAUAAAGCAAUCUGGAAGCCAGAAUGAACUCUAUGAUAUGAAAAGUACAAAGAAGGCCUUCCCUAAGAAGGUAGCUAGCUUAAUUGUUGAUGGAGUUUCCAGUGUCCCAUCGUGUAGAGUUAGCACAGAGAGUUCUUACACUGCUGCCUUUGGAGAUUUAGACACAAACAGGAUCAUUGAAAAGGCACAAAAGCAUGCUGCACUAAGGAGCUCUGACUCAGACAAGGAGUCCGAGGAUGCAUUAGAAGAUGAACUUCCAGUUAAAAUAAUUCCACAUGUCAGGAAUAAACCAAUGAAAAUCGAUCCAAAUAUCGUCUCAGAACACUUAGCAGUGAUUUCUAUGAAGACUCAGCCUCUGGAGACACUUAAGAUGGACUGCAUAAAGAGGACUGGAUGUAGUAUAGCAGAGCUGAGGAGAGCUUCCAUAAGUGGCAAAGGUCACUCUUCCACAGAUGUGUCUGAAAUAGGAACGAGACAGAAGGCGAGACGCAUCUCAUUGGACAGAACUGGGCGACUUGAUGUGAAACCCUUAGAGGCUGUUGGCAGAAAUUCAUUUCAAAAUGUAAGAAGGCCUGAUAUCACCAGAGUAGAACUUUUGAAAGAUAUUAAUAACAAAAAAGAUCUGAUCAUUCGGCUAGUUGCUCAUGAUAUUGGUCAAAAAGAUUCAGAUAGUAGCUUAAGAGAGGACACGGUUUCUGAUGAUGAGGAAAUUGUUCUCGGAGAAGUUGUUGGAGACCAGUGCCUAAGAAAAAUACCUAGAGGUCGUGUUCAACAAGCUGUGAAGCCUGCAGAAAGCCAAGCUGUUUCUCCCAAGAUGACAACAAGCACAAGCAGCUUGAAAAAGUUCUUAGCACUGAGCAAAUGCUGCCAACCCACAUCUGGUGAAAAUAUUGAAAGUAUUGAAGCAACUGGAAGUCAGGUAGUGGAAGCUAACAAGACACAUGUUAAAAGAGCUGUUGCUGAGCUUGACAUGCCCACUUCCAAUAGCUUGGCAGAAGCAGCAUCUUCUAGGGACAAGUUACAAUAUAAGAAAGAAGAAAUCCUUGCUCCUGAACCAACACAUUACUUCAUACACAGAAUUAUGAGCACAUCAUCAUACAACCAAGAAGACCUCCUUUCUGGUGAAGCAGAAGAAUUUAUACCAGAUCCAAAAGCUAAUGAAUUUGAAGAAAGUUGUCAGGAACCACAAGAAGGAAACUCGAAAAGUAUUGAGUUUGUCACCAUCUAUGAAGGAUCAAAACAUAUGGCCAGCAGUGCACGUCUUUCAAAGGAACAUGUUUCAGAUGUGCCCAGGAGCAGUAUUUCCAAACAAGGGUCUAAAGUGCUGGCAAAGGUAUCUUCAACUCUAUCAAAGGUGUUCUCCCGAUCAAGCGGCAGUAUUCCUAAAUCCUCCUCACCACCUCACCCGGAUAAGUCCUGAAGCUUCUCCACGUGAUAAAAUUGUGAUUCUCUAUAAAAUAAAAUGAUAUUUAAAGUAGAA
Messenger RNA from Grammomys surdaster, 20676 nucleotides. It is a transcript of the gene Fsip2, whose product is annotated as fibrous sheath interacting protein 2. The transcript is spliced from 24 exons. The record is from RefSeq and is a predicted model, not a curated record. NCBI's taxonomy places the organism in Eukaryota, Metazoa, Chordata, Mammalia, Rodentia, Muridae. Bases 1 to 20616 code for a protein of 6871 amino acids.